Messenger RNA from Hansenula ciferrii, 501 nucleotides. RefSeq names its product Rad33p (gene RAD33). Bases 1 to 501 code for a protein of 166 amino acids. The transcript is spliced from 2 exons. Lineage: Eukaryota; Fungi; Ascomycota; Saccharomycetes; Phaffomycetales; Wickerhamomycetaceae. The record is from RefSeq and is a predicted model, not a curated record.
AUGGUGAGUAAAUUGCCUUGUGAUUUGGUAUCUACUAAAUCUAUACCUCCAGAAAUUGAAGAUGAAAUCUUAGAAGCAUUCACUACAUACUCUUUAGAAGAUGAUAUGAAAGUUAAAGAUCUACCAUCUUUUUACAGAGACUUGAAAAUACCCAAGAAGUUCAUCAUUGGCAACAAAAGAAUCGAACCAAAUCAAUUAUCUAUUGAAGGUACAGAUAUUAUUGAUUUUGAUAAAUUAUUACACAGAUCAUAUCAAUUAAUCUUAUUUAGAGAUCAUAAAGAUAUAAUUUUGGAAAAUUGGAAUCUUUUACAAAAAAAUUCAGAUAUGAAAACAAGUUUGGAUUUCAAAGACAUUAAAGAACUUAGUGAUGAUGUGAAGACUGGUAUAAAUGAUUCUUUAUUAUUAGAUAUGGUUGCAAUAGCAACUGAAGGACAAAGUGUUCAUGUUAAUUUUAUUGAUUUUUGUUAUACUAUAGGUAAGUUAGGAGAAUUGAACUAUUAG